Molecule: messenger RNA, 1653 nt
Organism: Somion occarium
Lineage: Eukaryota; Fungi; Basidiomycota; Agaricomycetes; Polyporales; Cerrenaceae
Source: the annotation of a GenBank genome assembly
GUGCAGUUUGAUACGGCCUGCAAGAGGACUUUGCCCACUGACCACCGCGACAUACUAUUUCCUUGCUUUCACUAUCUAUCAGAAUGCCAGGAGACGAGACACACCACAAGACCCACGACGAGUCGGAAUCGGAGUCUGAAGAAGAGGAGGUCGCCGAGACGAUUGCGAAAGUGGAAAUCGAUCCGUCGAAACUCACACCUCUUUCUCCGGAGGUUAUAUCAAAACAAGCUACCAUCAAUCUAGGAACGAUUGGUCAUGUCGCUCACGGAAAGUCGACCGUAGUGAAAGCAAUAUCAGGUGUUAUGACUGUUCGAUUCAAAAACGAGUUGGUGCGAAAUAUCACCAUCAAGCUUGGGUACGCGAACGCAAAGAUCUAUAAAUGUGAAAAUGAAGCAUGCCCACGGCCGGGCUGCUACCGAUCAUAUCGUUCGGACAAAGAAGACAACCCUCCCUGUGAACGACCAGGAUGCGGUCACAGGAUGAAACUCGUUCGCCAUGUCUCCUUCGUGGACUGCCCGGGACAUGAUAUUCUGAUGGCUACAAUGUUGAACGGGGCCGCAGUCAUGGACGCUGCAUUGCUUCUUAUUGCCGGAAACGAGACAUGCCCGCAACCUCAAACUUCCGAACAUCUGGCCGCUGUCGAGAUCAUGAAGCUCGAGAACAUUAUCAUCCUUCAAAACAAGGUCGAUCUCAUCAAAGAAGCGCAGGCCCUUGAGCACCACAAAAGUAUCGUCGCUUUUGUGAAAGGCACUGUCGCUGAAUCAUCACCCAUCGUCCCUAUCUCCGCCCAGCUCAAAUACAACAUCGAUGCCGUCAACGAAUACAUCGUCAAACGCAUACCUAUCCCUGUGCGAGAUUUCACCACGGACCCGAAACUGAUCGUGAUUCGUUCAUUUGACGUCAACAAACCCGGUGCAGAGGUUGACGAGCUCAAGGGCGGUGUUGCCGGUGGUUCCAUCUUGACCGGUGUUCUCCGACUAGGUCAGGAGGUUGAGAUUCGACCGGGUAUCGUUACGAAGGAUGCUCAGGGUAGGAACCAGUGCAAGCCCAUCUUCAGCCGUAUUGUCUCGUUGCAUGCCGAGAGCAACCAACUUCAGUUCGCCGUUCCCGGUGGACUCAUCGGUGUCGGAACUAGGAUCGACCCUACGCUUUGCCGUGCUGAUCGUCUCGUCGGUCAGGUACUCGGUGCGGUUGGUAAAUUGCCUAAGAUUUACACAGAACUCGAAAUCAGUCUGUUCUUGCUCCGACGACUUCUUGGCGUCAAAACGGAGGACAAGAAACAGACAAAGGUGUCUAAGCUGGUCAAGAACGAACUGUUGCUGAUUAACAUCGGCUCGACAUCUACUGGUGGACGUGUUCUCAGCGUCAAGGCAGAUCUUGCCAAGAUUCAGCUCACCUCUCCUGCUUGCACAGAGAUCGGAGAGAAGGUCGCACUUUCGCGUCGUAUUGAAAAGCAUUGGCGUCUUGUUGGGGUAGUGUGCAACGCGGGACAGUUCUCGAAGUUGAUUGAACAUAUAAUUCAGCAUAUAUGGCAUUUGUGUAGCAUUAGAAGCAUGUAUCUCUGCGUUAGUUGUAUACAGUAGUCUUCAGGACAGCGUCAUUGCAGUAAGGGACAGGACCGACAUACAGUCACACAAAAACAGCUGCCGAGGC